CGCUACAAGCUACUGAAGAUUGCUGUUGGGGAGGAGAAGAUGCCGGAAGAAGGCGAAGCACGUGAACGGUGGAUUGAGAAAAGCGCGGUGCUUUUCGACCUCAUCCUUCAAUCGGUCAACAAGGAGAUGUUCGAGCACAUCAAGCAUCUUGUGGAAGCGGAUGAUUCGGGUCCAAGGGCCUGCCGUGCUAAGCUUGGGAAGAAGGUGCUGUGGAGUCUGGAAGAGGAGACUAGCUGCAUCAAGGACUUGUGGCAGCUGCCCAUCAUCCCUUGGAAUGGGAAGACUCCAAUAGCAGCAACGGCAGCAGCGGCAAAGGCAGCAGCAGGAGGAGAUGCAACUGCACCAACUGAUGGGGUCCUGGAAGCAGUCAAGAAAGUGCAGCAGCAGCAGACACAUGCUGUGAACAUGCUGAGGGCAUUUGGGUGCAUGGUGGUGUUUCAUGUGCCCAAGGAGAAAAGAGGGAAGUUGGAGGCUUCUGGAAGAUGGGGUGUGCACUUGGGGAUUGCAAAGGAUCACAAGGGGUGGCUGCUAUGGGACUUGACCACCCAGAAGCUGACAGUGGCAAGGGAUGUGAAGUUUCUUGAGUCCCUGUACUACAAGGAAUGGAAGCAGCAGCAACAGAAGCUUCCAUCUACACCGCUCAUUGUGGAGGCAGAUGAGGUGCAGCGGCCUUCAAGACAGGUGGAGGUUGCAGUGUCUGAGGAGGAGAUGUCUGGGGUGACUGAGGAAGGGGGAGCAGCUGAAGUGGAGCAGCAGCAGCAGCAUGAGCCUAAGUGGCAUUUGGUGAGGAGACUCCUUAAUAAGGAGGUGCGGCUGGAGAUAGUGAAGACCCAUCAGCAGGCAGCAGAUAUUUUCACUAAGCGUCUGGCGGAGGCGGAUCAUUGGAAGGGCAUGAAGCUUGCUGGGAUGAGUGUGCAUUGAGUAUGCAUGCUUGAGAUGUGGUAUGGUGGAUGAUGGUUGGCAGCCAGAGGGGGAGAUUGUUGUGUAUUUGUGAUGAUAGAUCUUGAGAAGAUCUUUCCGACGCAACGAGAAUCCCUUCAAUCGGAGCAAGAACGCGAAAGCUAUGAAGAUUCGAAGUUCAUGAGCUUGCGUUACAAUUGCGGCGGUUACAAAGUGAAGUUGUGGGGUGACUCUAUAUGGAGUUGGGACCUUUGGGGUUGGGGAAAUUUGUCAAUCUACUGUAACAGCUGCAAAUUGGUUGGGAACAACCAAGCUAGGUUGGCAAGGGUGGCCAACUUGGAUGGAUUGGUUGGGAAGGGACAAAUAUUGAGUUAAGUUCUCCUCCUACAGCUUACCCCCCAGUGCGUCGAAAGCCAUAGCGUCGCGAAUACUUCAUCAAUCAACGUGAUUCAAAUUGGGAACGGUAGCUGAGAUUAAGAGCUACAACAUAUCCAAGUUUCGCGACAUUCCAAAGGCUAGUUUUCUGUCGACGUUGUUUCUUUUGAAG
Messenger RNA from Closterium sp. NIES-67, 1447 nucleotides. NCBI's taxonomy places the organism in Eukaryota, Viridiplantae, Streptophyta, Zygnematophyceae, Desmidiales, Closteriaceae. The record is from the annotation of a GenBank genome assembly.